AUGGGUAAGCAACAUCCAUGCAUUGCUUGGGUUCCAAUCCUUUGGGAUAAAAGGAGUAAAACAAAAUCAAAGGAUUGUGCUCAAGCGAUUAAGGAGGAGGGUCCUAUUAAUCUUAAUCAUGUUGUUGGUACCAUCACCAACACACUUACUGCUAGACUUUCAGCAAAGGAUUGGGCACGAGUUCGAGCAGAAAUCCGUGCAUUUGAGAAGGGUCGUCCUCUCCCUGAUCUUCCUUUAGAUAUCAUCGUCACCAACAUAUUUACUAGACUUCCAGCAAAGUGCAUCUUCCAGCUUUGGCAGCAAACUAAUUCAAAUGACGCAUUGUAUGGCUUAAUCAUGAAUUCCAACUUUGUUCAUAUGCACCUAGACCGAGGAGGGCGAACUAAUACUCCUCCAACCAUUGUGAUGCAAUCUCUUACGCAAUCCGUUGGGAAUGUCAUCAAACUUUUUCUUUCUGAAGAUGGUAGAGCCGAGAGCAUUAAGGCUGCAACAAGCUUGGAUCUUCGUUCAUGUAAUAGUGCAUAUAAUUGCGAGGGGCCGUUUACUCUUUGCGGUUCAUGUGAUGGGUUUCUUUUAUUCAGGUGCGUAAUUGGUCCAGAGCUUUUCUGUAUUUGGAAUCCGAUUACAAAAGAACAAGUAAUUGUGACUCCUGAUCACCCAGGAUAUACUACUACUACUCGUGUAUGUGGAUUUUACUUCCAUCCACUUACAAAAGAAUACGAAGUAGUUUGUGUACAUCAGUUAGCUUGGAAACCGAUGUGGGAGUUUCAGAUUAUUAGUUUAAGAACUAAACGUAAAAGAAGUGUUGGUACCUGCCAUUAUUGUCCAAGUAGCGUAAAAACGGCGCAUGUAUUUAUUAACGGAACAUUUUACUGGAUGGUUGAUUCCGUCAUGUAUAGGUUUGAUAACGGUGUUUCCCCGAGCCUAUCACAUUCAAUAUUGUCAUUUAAUAUAGAAACCGAGGAAUUUGGCACCAUGGAAGUUGUUAAGCCAUCUAACUGUCAGGUACCUAAUUCGGAUUGCCUUGAAGAUGUGUUUCAACUUUUCGAGUUGGAAGGCCGUUUAUGCCUAUUUGAUUCUUUGUCAAUUACCAACGGGGCGUUCAUAUGGGAUCUUAACUACGAUACCAAACGAUGGGUUAAAAAGCACUCGAUAACGUCUCCGGAGAAUCGUUACUGA
Molecule: messenger RNA, 1179 nt
Organism: Papaver somniferum (opium poppy)
Lineage: Eukaryota; Viridiplantae; Streptophyta; Magnoliopsida; Ranunculales; Papaveraceae
Product: F-box protein At3g07870-like
Exons: 1
Coding region: 1-1179 (392 amino acids)
Source: RefSeq, a predicted model, not a curated record